This is a messenger RNA of Micropterus dolomieu (smallmouth bass), 3085 nucleotides long. Its product is annotated as probable ATP-dependent RNA helicase DDX17. The record is from RefSeq and is a predicted model, not a curated record. The coding region runs from base 334 to 2271 and encodes 645 amino acids. The transcript has 13 exons. Gene Ontology annotation, biological process: alternative mRNA splicing, via spliceosome. Gene Ontology annotation, cellular component: nucleus; cytoplasm; ribonucleoprotein complex. Lineage: Eukaryota; Metazoa; Chordata; Actinopteri; Centrarchiformes; Centrarchidae. Gene Ontology annotation, molecular function: RNA binding; RNA helicase activity; ATP binding.
CAACAACAACAAUAACAACAUAGCAGUACCGUUUCCUACGCGCAGUUGUAUAAAUUGAACUUAAGUUUAAAGUUGUUACACCAAAAACACUGCUUGUUUUGAUAUUUUACUAUUCAAUAAGCGACAUUUUCUUCAUCCAGUGAGUGUUAGUAAGUUAUUUGGCCGAAAUAUAGGGCGCGUCGGAUAACGUUAAAUCUACGGUGGGUUUUCAAGCAAGCAAGGCCUGCACCCGUAACGAUAAGCUAAAGCUAGGUAAGCUCUCCGAGAAAAACUGAUCUAAAAGACACACUAAAUAACUAUUUCACCCCUCGUAGAAAGGCGCGUGUCCUCAAAAUGAGAGGUUCGUACGGAGACAGAGAUCGAGACCGAGGCCGUGACAGAGGAAGUCCUCGUUUCGGGUCCAGUAGAGGCGGCCCGCCGCCGGGUAGGAAGUUUGGGAACCCUGGAGACCGUUUACGAAAAAAGAAAUGGGACCUGGAUGAGCUUCCCAAGUUUGAGAAGAACUUUUACAGUGAACAUCCAGAAGUGCAGCGAAUGAGCCAGUAUGAUGUUGAGGAGUAUCGCAGUAAGAAAGAAAUCACGGUUCGCGGUUCAGGCUGCCCAAAGCCUGUCACCAACUUCCAUCAGGCCAAGUUUCCCCAAUAUGUUUUGGAUGUACUGAUGCAGCAGAACUUUAAGGAGCCCACAGCCAUUCAGGCACAAGGUUUCCCUCUGGCCCUCAGCGGAAGAGACUUGGUGGGCAUUGCUCAGACUGGCUCUGGGAAGACUUUAUCGUAUCUCCUGCCUGCCAUUGUACACAUCAAUCAUCAGCCCUACUUGGAACGUGGCGAUGGACCCAUUUGCUUGGUUUUAGCCCCCACAAGAGAACUGGCGCAGCAGGUCCAGCAGGUGGCGUAUGACUAUGGAAAGUCAUCCCGCAUUAAAAGCACUUGUGUGUAUGGGGGCGCUCCCAAGGGACCCCAAAUCCGAGACUUGGAGAGAGGUGUUGAGAUCUGCAUUGCCACUCCGGGUCGUCUGAUUGACUUCCUUGAGGCUGGUAAGACCAACCUGCGACGCUGCACAUACUUGGUUCUGGAUGAAGCUGACCGCAUGCUGGAUAUGGGUUUUGAACCACAGAUUCGCAAGAUUGUGGACCAGAUCAGGCCUGACAGACAGACCCUGAUGUGGAGCGCUACCUGGCCUAAAGAGGUUCGCCAGUUGGCAGAGGACUUUCUGAAAGACUAUGUCCAAAUCAACGUUGGAGCACUGGAACUUAGUGCCAACCACAACAUCCUUCAGAUAGUCGAUGUCUGUAUGGAGAGUGAGAAGGACAACAAGUUGCUCCAGCUGAUGGAAGAGAUAAUGGCAGAGAAAGAGAACAAGACCAUCAUUUUCGUGGAGACCAAGAAACGAUGUGACGAUCUCACGCGCAGGAUGAGACGUGAUGGGUGGCCGGCGAUGUGUAUUCACGGCGACAAGAGCCAGCCAGAGAGAGACUGGGUGUUAUCAGAGUUCCGUAGCGGCAAAGCUCCCAUCCUCAUCGCUACUGACGUGGCCUCGCGUGGUCUGGAUGUUGAGGAUGUCAAGUUUGUCAUCAAUUAUGACUAUCCCAACUCAUCGGAGGACUACAUCCAUCGGAUCGGCCGCACAGCCCGCAGCACCAACAAAGGCACCGCCUACACCUUCUUCACUCCAGGGAACAUCCGCCAGGCCCGCGAGCUCAUCCGGGUGCUGGAGGAGGCCCGGCAGGCCAUCAAUCCCAAACUGCUCCAGCUUGUUGAUAAUGGACGUGGUGGUAGUGGAGGUGGUGGCCGUCCUCGUUUCCGUGGCAGCUCCACUUCUAACAAUCCAAACCUGAUGUACCAGGACGAGUGUGACAGGAGAAUGCGUUCUGUGGGCGGCAGCACCAAGGACAGCCGCGGCAGCAGCAGCAGCUAUGGACGUGAGAGCCGUGGAGGGAGCAGCCGGGACGGGGAACGCUCCUCCUCAUCUUCCUCCUCUUACAGAGAUCGCAGCAGCAGGGACGGAGGACGCAGCUAUGGCUCCAGCUCCAACUCAUACGACCAGUACCAGAAUAACAACAACAACAGCAGCAGCAACAAUCAGUACAGCAGCUCCAGGGCCAGCUCUGGGUCGGGGGGCGUUGGAGUGGGGCAGGCCCCACCUCCUCCGUCGGGCCCCCAGCCUCUAAUGGCCCAGCAGUUCAACCUUCCCCAGCCCCCUAUGAUGGGCCUGAUGGGGCACUCGCCGUUCCAGUUUGCUCCUCCACCGCCUCCAUCGGGCAGAAAGUAAUGUGAUCUAAGCAUCAGUCUCUCACACACACUCACACACACAGCACAACACACACCAUGCCCUGUCACACAGUCUCAACAUCUGUAAUAAAUCUUGAUCUUUGUGAGGGUUUUCUUUUUGGCAGUCGACCACUGUAACAUCAACAUGCUAGUUAUCAACUUGUUUGGGUUGCAACACAUCAGUGCAUCGUGCUUUUCAAUUUAUUUUUUCAACAUCAAAACAUUUAGACUGCUUCUCAGUUUGUUUAUGAAGUAGGCAACCCUUUUUGUUUGAACUUUUUCCUAAAAAAAAAAUUAUAUUAAUAUUUAGUUUGAGUGUCUUUUGUAGUUUGUCAAGAUUCUCUUUAAGUGAGCUGCUACAGAAGGUUUCCAUAGUAUCUGCUUUUCCCUUUAGGUGUAUCAAAGGUAGGUGAUUUAGUUCAUUCUUGUAUGAAAGAUAGUUUUGUUUUAGGUUCACUAUCUUUCAUUUUGCGUUUGAAACUUUGUAAGCCACAAGUUGAUUAAAGAAAAACAUGGAGAUCCUGGUGUAUCUUGAGAAUUACGUGUUUCUACAAAAGCGAUUCCCCCUCUUCUUUCAAACAUUCUCUGAAAUCUUUUUUGAUUUUAUUACAUAGAUGUAUACUGUAGAGCAAGCAUGUAAAGGAGCUUUCCCCCCCACAUUUACAAGUUUGUGGUCACUGACAAAUCUCCUGAGACUCACCAUAGAUGACCUUAUUCAAUUAAUCACGUGUGGUCAAGUCUUUGCAACAGCGAGGAUUGAGAUUUUCCUGUUAUAUAGUCUUUUUACAGUUUGUUUAAUAAAGCUCUUCCAUGUA